This is a messenger RNA of Populus nigra (black poplar), 2477 nucleotides long. RefSeq names its product pentatricopeptide repeat-containing protein At5g12100, mitochondrial. Gene Ontology annotation, molecular function: protein binding. The transcript has a single exon. Lineage: Eukaryota; Viridiplantae; Streptophyta; Magnoliopsida; Malpighiales; Salicaceae. The record is from RefSeq and is a predicted model, not a curated record. The annotation marks the transcript as partial.
UAGCUUCGAAGAAAACACGAAGGAAGACAUUUGAGAGAGAGAUGGCAAGGCGCCUUUCCAAGUUACAGUACCGUCCUCUUACUUCCUCGAGCAAGCUUUCGUUUAUCCCCUUCUCCACCACUGUCUCUGCCGAAAACCCGCAAAACUCCACCACCGCCGAUGGCCAAGACCACCUCAUUAACGACCAAAUCCACAACCUUCGUGUCCUCCUUCAACAAGGCCGCAACGAAACUGCUUAUAACUUCACCAAAUCUCUCAUUCUCUCUAACCCAUCUUCAUUUUCCUCACCUUCUCACCUUCUCUCUUUUUUCACUUCUUCUUGUGAUGAUGCUUCUUUAAACCUUACUCUCUCCGAAAUGUUGCUCUCUGUUUGUUCUGAGUCCAAGAUGCACAGUCAAGUUUCAGAACUGUACGAUUUCAUGAGGCAAGAGGGGCGGCUUCCUUCGUUUGGUUAUGUGAGGAUGAUUGUUGAAUCUUUGGUGGAAUCCAAGAAAUUUGAUAACGUUCUUGAUUUGUUUAAGGAGAUGGUGGGCUUGGGUUUUAGACCUGACAAGCUUGUUUAUGGGAGAGCAAUGCUAGCCGCGGUGAAAUUGGGGGAUUUGAAGCUUGCUAUGGAGUUGUUUGAGACUAUGAAAAGGAGGAAAGUUGUUCCUAAUGUGUUUGUUUACAAUGUUUUGAUUGGUGGGUUGUGUAAGGAGAAGAGGAUAAGGGAUGCGGAGAAGCUGUUUGGUGAAAUGUCUGUGAGGAAUUUGGUGCCAAAUAGGGUGACUUUUAAUACGCUUAUUGAUGGAUAUUGUAAGGCAGGGGAGGUGGAUGUGGCGAUUGGCUUGAGAGAAAGGAUGAAAAAGGAGAAGGUGGAGCCGAGUAUUAUUACUUUUAACUCGUUGCUUAGUGGCCUUUGUAAGGCACGGAGAAUCGAGGAGGCGAGGUGUAUGUUGAACGAGAUAAAAUGCAAUGGUUUUGUGCCUGAUGGGUUUACUUACAGCAUAAUUUUUGAUGGACUAUUGAAGUCGGAUGACGGGGCAGGAACUGCUUUGGAUUUGUACCGGGAGGCAAUUGGGAAGGGAGUCAAGAUUGAUAAUUACACUUGUAGUAUUCUGUUGAAUGGAUUGUGUAAAGAAGGGAAAGUUGAAAAGGCAGAGGAGGUGUUGAAGUCCCUCGUGGAACACGGGCUCGUUCCAGGUGAGGUGAUAUAUAACACUAUUGUGAAUGGCUAUUGCCAAAUAGGCGACAUGGAUAGAGCCAUUUUGACUAUUGAGCAAAUGGAAAGUCGUGGGUUGAGACCAAAUUGUAUUGCUUUUAAUUCUGUGAUUGAUAAGUUUUGUGAAAUGCAGAUGAUAGAUAAGGCUGAGGAAUGGGUGAAGAAGAUGGUGGGGAAGGGAAUAGCCCCAAGCGUGGAGACAUAUAAUAUCCUUAUUGAUGGCUAUGGAAGGCUGUGUGUUUUUUCUAGGUGCUUCCAGAUUCUUGAAGAAAUGGAGGAAAAUGGGGAAAAGCCGAAUGUUAUAAGCUACGGCUCUCUCAUAAAUUGUUUAUGCAAGGAUGGGAAAAUUCUUGAGGCAGAAAUGGUCCUCAGGGAUAUGGUAGGCAGAGGGGUCUUGCCUAAUGCAAAUAUAUAUAAUAUGCUUAUUGAUGGUAGUUGUACAGUGGGGAAGUUGAGAGAGGCUUUGAGAUUCUUUGAUGAGAUGUCGAAAAAUGGGAUAGGCGCAACGAUUGUAACAUACAAUUCCCUCAUUAAAGGGCUAUGCAAAAUGGGAAAGUUAAAGGAAGCUGAAGAGAUGUUUUGCCUAAUUACUAGUACGGGUCACUGUCCUGAUGUGAUCACAUACAACUCCUUAAUCUCAGGGUACUCAAAUGCUGGAAACUCGCAGAAAUGUCUUGAGCUAUAUGAAACUAUGAAGAAGUUAGGCUUAAAACCUACUAUAAAUACAUUUCAUCCCCUAAUCAGCGGGUGUAGCAAGGAAGGGAUAAAGCUCAAAGAGACACUGUUUAAUGAAAUGUUGCAGAUGAAUUUGUCCCCAGAUCGAGUUGUGUACAAUGCUAUGAUUCACUGUUAUCAAGAGAUUGGGCAUGUUCAAAAGGCAUUUUCUUUGCAAAAAGAGAUGGUAGACAUGGGAAUUCGUCCUGAUAACAAGACCUAUAAUAGUUUGAUUCUGGGCCACUUAAAAGAGGGGAAGUUGUCGGAAACAAAGGAUCUUGUUGAUGACAUGAAGGCUAAAGGAUUAAUCCCUGAAGCUGAUACCUAUAGCUUGCUGAUACAGGGACAUUGUGACCUGAAGGAUUUUAAUGGAGCAUAUGUUUGGUAUAGAGAAAUGCUUGAGAACGGUUUCCUUCCUAAUGUCUGCAUCUGCAAUGAGCUAUCCACUGGCCUUAGAAAGGAAGGGAGGUUGCAAGAGGCCCAGAGCAUCUGCUCUGAAAUGAUUGCUAAUGGAAUGGAUAAUUUGGACACUAAUGAGGACCUCUGUGAUGUUGCCUCUGGU